Molecule: messenger RNA, 2195 nt
Organism: Camponotus floridanus (Florida carpenter ant)
Lineage: Eukaryota; Metazoa; Arthropoda; Insecta; Hymenoptera; Formicidae
Exons: 12
Coding region: 389-2116 (575 amino acids)
Biological process (GO): protein modification by small protein removal
Molecular function (GO): peptidase activity
Source: RefSeq, a predicted model, not a curated record
AACGCGAAUGCCGAGCAGGCGAGUCCGCGCGCGCGUUAUGAUCCUCUUACCUCUUUACCGUUUCUUCCUGCCAAGAACGACUACCGCGCCGUGAGAGAGACUCCACGGGCCGCGGAGGCCGCGUAUUCCGGUGAGGAUUUCGGCGCGAUCAGUUGCAUUUGCUAGCCGGUAGCCAUCUAACGCAUCCCUAGUCGAGAGAUAGCUCGACUUACACGCGCGCCAAGUUCUCUCCUCGUCGUGAUCCAUCAUCGAUAGCAUCGGUUGCUGUCAUCGUCGUCGUCGUCGUGAUCGUCGUUCGCCAGGAGGCCCGCUGCCCCUGCCCUUCCCCCACCGAGGACAUAUCCGAUAAUCGAUCCACCUGUUAACGGUCAAUGAAAGGAAGAAUAAUAUGGAAGACUCGGAAGACGUGAGGACGACAGUGGAGUUGUACAUUUACGAUCUUACCAAAGGGAUGGCUACAAUAAUGUCGCCGAUGCUCAUAGGUCGUCAGUUGGAUGGAAUAUGGCAUACGGCAAUAGUCACAUAUGGAAGGGAAUAUUUCUUCGGUCCUGCCGGCAUCAGUAGUGUCCGACCUGGCGGCACGGAAUUAGGGGAGCCCCAGAGAAUCGAAAAGCUCGGCGAGACCUAUCUGCCCUAUACGGUUUUCCUGGAGUACAUAAACGGCCUGGGCACUUCCACAUUCGCACCAGGUACGUACCAUCUCUUCAAGUACAACUGUAAUACCUUCACAGAGGAGCUCAGCAAUUUCCUGGUGGGCAAGGGCAUUCCCAAAUAUAUUCUUGAUCUACCAGAAGAAAUAUUACAAACACCUAUCGGGCAGGCUUUAAGUCCAUUGAUAGAAACAUUAAGUAGUAACGCGAGUGCUGGAUUCACAGUCGGUCAGAGAUUUGUCGAGGCGAGAAUCCAAAGGGAAGCUUCGCCAGAGUAUCAACUCCUGAACACAGCCAUUGAAGAAGCAAGGUUGAAUUCGAUCGCGUUAGAAGAACGGAGGAACGUCAUUAACGAGAAGCUAGCAAAGAAAGAUCGGAAAAAGAAAAAGAAGAAGAAGGAAAAGAAGGAAAAGGGCAGUAAAGAGACCACAGGCAGCGACAGCAACAGUACCGGUCCAAGCAAUUGUUGUGCAGAUAUGGCGGAACAUGAAAAUGCGGUCGGUGGGACGCAGCAGCAGACGGCUAAUGGAGAAAAUGCGGAGAUGCUACCGUCAGAGCGAGUAAUGCAGAUGGAGGAAGAUGAAAAGCGUGAGCAAGAAGAAAAAAAACGCUAUCGAGAUCCACCAAUAGUAUUCAAGGAUUUGGUGAACGUACAGGCAGAAUAUGAAGGUUUGAUAAGUGCCUUGGAGGGAAAGUUAAAUGAUGAAGAGCGAACAUGCAUGGACGAAUUGCGACAAUACGUUUUAGAGAAUGAGGGUUCCUGGGCUCUAGGUGACAACUUCCUGAAUUUCGUAGGUCGAGUUCUUUAUGAUAAAUCGUUGGACAGUAACGCGCGAAUAAAACUGUUAAACGUACUAUCAGUCGCCGCACUGAAGGACGAUGUUAUCCUGUUAUUGCAUCAAGAUAGGCGAGAACACAUCAUCAUGAAUUAUGCUUAUGAUAUCGACCGGCAUCCACAGGAGGAGCAACUUCCACUCGCGCAGUUUUUGGCGAACAUGUUUGAGAACCUCAGCAGUUCGGAAUGGUUACUUUAUAUAUCCGAAUGGCAGCAUCAGAAUCAAAGCAUUAGCAACAUAAGGGUAACAACCAAAGUUGCAGUGCACUCGUUGCUCUCAAAUUCCGAAGACCUACAGAUUCGCGGCGCCGCCAUCAUUCACAAUCUUGCCUGCAAGGAGAAAAUGAACAAAAGCAAAAAUCUGCGGCGACUUUUACCGAAAGGCAGCAUUUCUAAGGUGUUCGACGAUGUUGCCGUGGAACUAACGAUGGCGUUGCUACAAUACUUCAAUGGCAGUCCCGCGGAGGAACAGUUGUAUGCAUGCAUGAAAUCACUCGCGCGUUUCACGCAGAUCAGUGGUCAAGAGGUGCCGCAGCUUAUACAAAUGAUUGGACCUGAACCGAACAAAUUCAGGGGAACUUCUCAGAGGAUCGACGAGCAAAUCGAUCAAGUCAACAAGAAGCUGCGCUAAAUAUCCGUUGACUGUUCAUAAAAAUUAUUGUAUUCCAGGCGCGAAAUAAAAAUAGGAUGCGCUUGCGUUACGUUUAAAA